GGCAUCGGUGGUUUACCACCUCUACUACACAAGCCAGGCGAAAAAGUGGUGAAAAAUUGGGAAAUAAUUUUCGGACAAGCUAUUCUAUAGUUUGUGCAUUGCUAAGUCGAAGCACACAUACGACUUUAUUCUCGCUAAGCGGAUGGCUGUCUAAGACGAGGAACUUCAGGAAAAGGUAAUAACAAAAAACGAUCCCAAAAUGACCCAAUAUCUACCGCCGAAUUUGCUGGCGCUUUUCGCUGCGCGGGACCCCAUACCGUUUAUGCCGCCGGUGGACAAGUUGCCACACGAGAAGAAAUCCCGCGGCUACCUGGGAGUGGCAAAGUUCAUGGCCGACUUCGAGGACCCCAAGGACACGCCGCUGCCUAAAACGGUGGAAACGCGCCAGGAGCGGCUGGAACGGCGCCGCCGCGAGAAGGCCGAGCAGGUGGCCUACAAGCUGGAGCGGGAGAUCGCACUUUGGGAUCCCACCGAGAUCAAGAAUGCCACGGAGGACCCGUUCCGUACGUUGUUUAUUGCCCGCAUCAACUACGACACAUCCGAGUCCAAAUUGCGACGCGAGUUUGAGUUCUACGGCCCCAUCAAGAAGAUCGUCCUGAUCCACGACCAGGAGUCAGGUAAACCCAAGGGCUAUGCCUUCAUCGAGUACGAGCACGAGCGGGACAUGCACGCCGCCUACAAGCACGCCGACGGUAAGAAGAUCGACAGCAAGCGUGUCCUGGUUGAUGUGGAGCGGGCUCGCACGGUCAAGGGCUGGCUGCCCCGUCGCCUGGGUGGUGGUCUUGGCGGUACGCGUCGUGGCGGCAACGACGUCAACAUCAAGCACUCUGGUCGGGAGGACAACGAGCGAGAGCGCGAGCGUUACCGGCUGGAGCGGGAGCGCGAGGAUCGCGAAGGUCCUGGCCGUGCUGGUGGCGGCUCCAAUGGACUGGAGGCUCGGUCUGGACGUGGUUUCGGGGCAGAACGACGUCGUUCCCGCUCCAGGGAGCGACGCGAUCGAGAACGAGAUCGCGGACGUGGCGCUGUAGCAAGCAGUGGUCGGUCGCGAAGCCGCUCCCGCGAGCGCAGAAAACGCCGAGCGGGCAGCCGGGAACGGUACGACGAGUUCGACCGUAGGGAUCGGCGCGAAAGGGAGCGCGAACGUGACCGUGAUCGUGAGCGCGAGAAGAAGAAGAAGCGUUCCAAAUCCCGCGAACGGGAGUCCUCAAGGGAGCGACGCGAACGGAAGAGAGAGCGAAGGGACCGAGACCGUGGCACCGGAGCCGGCGGCGAUGUCAAGGAGCGCAAGCCCGACUUCCGCGACAUGGACGUCAUCAAGAUCAAGGAGGAGCCUAUCGACGAUGGCUAUCCGACGUUCGACUACCAGAACACGGCCAUCAAGAGGGAGAUCGACGACGAGAACGAGGAGAAGUUCCGGCCGCCGCCUGCGCAUCACAAUAUGUUCAGUGUGCCGCCGCCGCCCAUUCUGGGGCGUGGCAACGCCAAUCCGAAUCCCAAUCCCGACAACGGCCAGCAAAGCUCCAGCGACCCGAGCUGGUGGCGUCAAUAGAGAAAGAGUCACGGAGCCAUCUUUUAAGGCUAAUAAUUGUAGAAAUCAGCCGUGCAUGGGUCGGAACUAUUUAUUCAUUUGACUCGAGGCGCAGCAAUCCUGGAGAGAGUAACCAUAGCAAUCUACGGUUCCAUUUUACACAGCAAAUUUUAAGGUACAGCUUGGAGAGCCGCCGAGCAGAACAACAUUAUUACAACCCAGACCGCUAAACGCCAGAAUUCACUAAUGUGUGCGUAGCUUAAAUCAUUUAAAUUUAUAAGUAUCUCUUAACAAAUGAAUAUGAAAGAAAAGUAAGUAAAAUAAA
Molecule: messenger RNA, 1853 nt
Organism: Drosophila elegans
Lineage: Eukaryota; Metazoa; Arthropoda; Insecta; Diptera; Drosophilidae
Gene: snRNP-U1-70K
Product: U1 small nuclear ribonucleoprotein 70 kDa
Exons: 2
Coding region: 200-1549 (449 amino acids)
Biological process (GO): mRNA splicing, via spliceosome
Cellular component (GO): U1 snRNP; precatalytic spliceosome; U2-type prespliceosome
Molecular function (GO): U1 snRNA binding; mRNA binding
Source: RefSeq, a predicted model, not a curated record